AUGGCUCAAUACACUAGUCCCAAGACUAAGGCUCAGAUAAUUGCGCUGAAAAAGCUCAAAUACUCAGAUUGGGCUAUUGUUCAGCUUUUGCAACCUCAGACCAAGGUCUCUCACGCAACUGUUGGUUGUAUCUGGGCCAAGUAUGGACUUACUGACCGCCCACUCGAUCAACACGAUCCCAUUCCUGGGCGCCCACAAAAAUUAACCCCCAGCGACGUCAGAUUCGCCGCUUUGGCCCUAGCUUGGAGUAGAGUACCAACAGCAGCAAAUAUUAGACGGCAGUACUUCCCUGCCGUUGGGUCCUCUACCCUCUGCCGCUACCUCCGAGAGCUGGGUUUACGGCCGUACAAACGCCGCCAAGUACCCCUGCUCACUUAUUGGCAUAGAAAAGCCCGUCGCGCGUGGGCCCACAGUCAAUUAUUCUGGCCACAAUCACGCUGGGACAACAUCGUCUUCUUGGACAAAGUCCAAAUCAAGUUAUUUGGGGCCAACAGCGGCCAAUAUUACUGGAGGCGGCCUACUGAACGCCCGGGAUACAUUGAAAUCCUUGGGGACGCCUUCUUUGGAACCCUUGCCGACUAUAAAAUCACCCCGUUCAACAUUACAUUCCAGCACAACCAAGAUCCAAAGCAUACAGCCAGGCUGACACAACGUUGGCUUGCCAGUUGGGGCGUAAGCGUCCUCCCAUGGCCGUCAAAAAGCCCGGAUUUGAAUAUAAUCAAGAACGUCUGGUGGCAUCUGAAGGAGCGCGUGCGUACUCACCAACCUCCCGCUUUGAAUAAGGAAGAAUUAUGGAAAAUAGUGAGGGACGAAUGGAAACAAAUUUCCCCAAAAUAUAUUGGCAAUUUGUAUGAUUCAUUACCGCGUUGA
Molecule: messenger RNA, 870 nt
Organism: Rhizoctonia solani
Lineage: Eukaryota; Fungi; Basidiomycota; Agaricomycetes; Cantharellales; Ceratobasidiaceae
Product: Transposable element Tcb2 transposase
Exons: 2
Coding region: 1-870 (289 amino acids)
Molecular function (GO): nucleic acid binding
Source: RefSeq, a predicted model, not a curated record